UCUGCUCCGGUCGGGCCGACAGUGCGUGUCGAGAAGGCCCGCGAAACGCGUACCGUAUACACCGACGACGACGAUGAUGAACUUGUGCUCGGUUUAAGAUUUCUCUCCUGUCUUCUUCUUCUUUUUUUUUUUUUUGUUGUUGCUGUCGUUGUCGGUGAGUGAACGAGUGAGUGCAGUACGCGUGUGAGCCAUUGUUGUUUUCUACAGAUAAAAAAAAAGAAAAGGAAAAGAGAAGAAAAAUAGUGCAACUGGUGCAAUGUUUCCCGCGCGCGCGAUUCUUCUCUCGGGUGGCAAAAGUGCAGUGUUACACGCGCGGUGCGCGUGGCAUUGCUAAUUGAGUGAUCUACAUUGAAAAGAAGACGAGGAGGAUGCUGUAAAAACCGAUUGUACCUUCCUUCUUUCUCUUCGUCGUUGUUAUUUUUUUUUUCGAAACUUCAUCACAAGAUGACGGAUCAGCUUCUGUCGUCCAGCUGGGCGAUGAGACGAAACAUCAGCAUCGGCGCCGGCCAAGACACAUCCAUGGAUCCGGACAUGUCGAGAUUCCCAAAGCCGCUGCGCAACGUGGCCGCCACCGUCUCCAUCGUCAUCAUGAUCGUCGGCGUGAUCGGCAAUCUGCUCACAAUCGUCGCCCUGCUCAAGUAUCCGAAGGUGCGCAACGUCGCGGCUGCCUUCAUCGUCAGCCUGUGCGUCGCCGACUUCGUGUUCUGCUCGCUGGUGCUGCCGUUCGACUCGAUGCGCUUCAUCGACGUCAGCUGGGCCCACGUCAGCUUUCUCUGCUCCCUCGUGCCGUUCCUGAGGUACGGCAACACCGGCGUCAGUCUACUCUUCGUCGGAGCUAUCACGAUCAAUAGGUACAUAAUGAUAGCCCACCACAGUAUUUACGCCAAGGUCUACAAGAAGCACUGGAUCGCUCUCAUGCUGCUGUUCUGCGUCGUUUUCUCCUACGGCAUGCAGAUACCGACUCUGCUCGGCUCCUGGGGUCAAUUCGAUUACGAUCCGAAUCUGGAGACGUGCUCCAUAGUGCCGGACGCGAACGGCCGAUCGCCCAAGACGUUCCUGUUCGUCACCGGCUUCUUCAUACCCUGCAUCGUCAUCGUCGCCUGCUACGCCAAAAUAUUCUGGGUCGUGCACAAAUCGGAGAAGCGAAUGAGGCAGCACACGCAGCCCCAGCAGACGCAGCAUCAGCCGGCGAUGCAGCAGAUCAAAUCGCCGUACUCGCCCGCCCGCCCGGAGAGCACCCAGCGCGAGAUCAAGAAGGGCCGCAGCGAGUGGCGCAUCACCAAGAUGGUGCUGGCGAUAUUUUUGGGCUUCCUCGCCUGCUACCUGCCCAUCACCAUCGUCAAGAUCGCCGAUCCCGAAGUCCGUAAUCCAGCCUUCCACGUGAUCGGCUAUCUGCUGCUCUACGUCGCGUCCUGCGUCAACCCGAUCAUCUACGUGAUCAUGAACAAGCAGUAUCGCCAGGCCUACGCGGGGGUGAUCAGCUGCUCGAGGAUCAGGGCGAGCCUGACGCCCCACGGCAGCAGCGCGCCCGGCCACAACAACAAUUAUCCCCACCAAGGACUUGCCGAAACGAGCUAAUAAUUGUGUUAUUGACGCCACUCUUUUCUGCGCAAUUAAAGCAAUUGUAAAAAAAAAGAAGUCCUCCGAGAUAACUCCAAAGACUUGAAUAAAACGAUGGUGUCAACCGUGUCGAUCGGCAUGAAUUCCAUUAAAGACGAUUUCAUUUAAAAAAAAAAUCGUUCAGAAAAAAUAAACGAACAAAAAAUAACCCGAGGGACCACAUUCAACCUGUUGCUCCGUACAUGUAUAAAGUUUUCAUUUUUUUGUACAAUCGUUUAGAACUAUUAUAUAUUUAAAAUUGUAUUUAUAAUUAUUAUAAAUAGA
This is a messenger RNA of Trichogramma pretiosum, 1884 nucleotides long. It is a transcript of the gene moody, whose product is annotated as G-protein coupled receptor moody-like. Lineage: Eukaryota; Metazoa; Arthropoda; Insecta; Hymenoptera; Trichogrammatidae. Gene Ontology annotation, biological process: G protein-coupled receptor signaling pathway. The record is from RefSeq and is a predicted model, not a curated record. The transcript has 9 exons. Gene Ontology annotation, molecular function: G protein-coupled receptor activity. Gene Ontology annotation, cellular component: membrane. The coding region runs from base 445 to 1578 and encodes 377 amino acids.